AACAACACUAUCAAACCCUAACCUGGAGACCGCCGGGAGAAAGGCUGCAUUGAAUCCUGUGAUAAAUUCAGUGUGUUUUCAGCCUGGGAACCUGCAUUAAGAUUUGGAGAUACAUAUUAAGGAAGGUUUUCCAUCAGGGUGACAAUGAGUCAACGUCAGAUCAUCCAAGUGUUUGAGCAGUAUCAGAAAUCCAGGAUGCAGUUUGUGCAGACGGUUGCAGAUCUGGCAGCCAGACCUCAGAACAUAGACAUCCUUCAAAGUGCUGGUGUGAUGUCCCUGCUGCGGCCCCUCAUGCUGGACGUGGUCCCCAGCAUCCAGCAGACAGCAGCUCUGGCUCUGGGCCGCCUGGCUGACCACAGUGAUGACCUGGCUGAGGCUGUGGUGAAGGAAGACAUCCUGCCCCAGCUGGUCCACUCUCUGUCCUGGCAGAAUAGGUUCUAUAAGAAGGCCGCAGCGUUUGUGUUGCGUGCAGUUGCCAAACACUCCCCUGAGCUGGCUCAGGCUGUGGUGGCCUGUGGGGGAGUUGAUGCCCUGGUUCUCUGCUUUGAUGAGUUUGACCCUGGGGUGAAGGAGGCUGCUGCCUGGGCUCUCGGCUACAUCGCACGACACAACGCAUCGUUGUCUCAGGCAGUUGUGGACGCGGGUGCUGUCCCUCUGCUGGUGUUGUGUCUUCAGGAGCCCGAGUUGGCCACCAAACGCAUUGCAGCUUCCACCCUCAGUGACAUCUCCAAGCACACACCAGAGCUGGCCCAGACGGUGGUGGACAGUGGUGCCAUCGCACACCUGGCACAGAUGAUCCUCAACCCAGACGCCAAACUGAAGAGUAAGAGGGCUCUGAAGAGCGUUCUGCAGAAGUGCACCUACCUGCCGGGUCUGGAGCCCCUCCUCUACGACGCCCCGAGCAACAUCCUCAAACACGUUGUCUGCCAGUUCAGCAAGGUGCUGCCUCAUGACAGCAAGGCUCGCCGUCUGUUUGUGACCAGUGGAGGGCUGAAGAAAGUGCAAGAGAUCCAGGCUGAGCCCGGCUCCGCUCUGCAGGAGCACAUUAACGCCAUCAACAGCUGUUUUCCUGAAGAGAUAGUCAGGUACUACUCCCCUGGCUACUCAGAGGUCCUGCUGGAGCGUUUAGAGAACUACCAGCCGGCCUGACUGCACUCCACACUACACAUUGUUAAAAGUUUUCCAUCUUUUAUUUUGUGUCCACACCUUUAAUUUUAAAUGCAUGUCAGCCAUAACUUCAGCCUAUAUAAGGAUAGAAACUUUAUAUGCUCAUAUUUUCCACUGUAUGUUGUGUUAAGAUACAAUUAAAGACAUUUCAUGGAGCUUCAUGGAAACUAUUCUCUUGUGCUCACUAACAGAGAGGUCAAAGGUCAGGACCAGCAGCAGAGCAGCCA
Messenger RNA from Epinephelus moara (kelp grouper), 1394 nucleotides. It is a transcript of the gene spag6, whose product is annotated as sperm associated antigen 6. Gene Ontology annotation, molecular function: microtubule binding. Gene Ontology annotation, biological process: epithelial cilium movement involved in extracellular fluid movement; filopodium assembly; sperm axoneme assembly. Gene Ontology annotation, cellular component: sperm principal piece; axoneme; microtubule cytoskeleton. NCBI's taxonomy places the organism in Eukaryota, Metazoa, Chordata, Actinopteri, Perciformes, Serranidae. The transcript is spliced from 8 exons. The record is from RefSeq and is a predicted model, not a curated record. The coding region runs from base 145 to 1149 and encodes 334 amino acids.